UUGAUGUGGUGUGGUCGGCUAUCUGAUGGUGCUGGUGAUAGUGAUGAUUGACGGGGUCUGGAAUCGCUCUCCCGGUCUUCCCGAGUCCCAAGUCUCAGUCUAUCCCAUGUUGCCAUCUGGCCCUGACAUAGUUGGCCCUUGUCUGGAAUGGAAGCAAAAGCAAGCACCAAACCCGAAACAGCUCAGCACAUGGCGGAACGACUGGAUGACACAAAGUAAGGGAUGAGUUGCCUCAACUGCAUCUCUUACAGGUAGGCAACUGAGACAGAACACCAGAAAAAGAAGCGACUACAUACCAACAGAAGGGGACAAAUCGCACCACCAGUUGUAGCGCACCGCUGUUUGAUUAGAUCGCGAGAUCAGAUACCAUGGUUGUGGGAACAUCUUUUAACAUGGCGAAUAACAGUUGGAUCCCAAAAUCAGCAGUGAAUGAUUUACACGUCGCAGCCCAACCGCUCGCUAUUAUGAAGAUCCCGAGAUCAGGUAAUCAGAUCUGCCAGAUUUCAACAAUCGUUUGGUUUGACUUUGGGAACCUAUCAGGAGAGGGCCAAUUUGAGGGAAACUUGGUUUUUUUUCUUCUGGCAAACAAGCUUCGG
Neurospora tetrasperma FGSC 2508 is the source of this 596-nucleotide messenger RNA. RefSeq lists its product as uncharacterized. NCBI's taxonomy places the organism in Eukaryota, Fungi, Ascomycota, Sordariomycetes, Sordariales, Sordariaceae. The transcript has a single exon. The annotation marks the transcript as partial. The record is from RefSeq and is a predicted model, not a curated record.